AUGGACGACCCAGCAUUUGAGACCGAGACUGACCUCCAAACGCAAAGCAUAUUGCUUGCUGCUGCGAACCACGAUACUGAAUCUCUUCGCAACCUCUUGCGCAAUUCUUCCGCCAACGUCCAAGAUUCCGAGACGGGCUUCACACCUCUGCACGCCGCGAUUGCUGCUUGCGAACCCGACAAUGAUAACGCGAAACAAGAAAACGUCCAAUCAAACGGAGAUGCUGCAAAUGCGUCUGCAGAAUCGGAGGAUGUGGACAGUGCUGUCAAGACAGUCAAAUUCUUGUUUGAGAACGGCGCGAUAUGGAAUGAUUUGGAUUCAAACGGCGAGACACCAGGAUGCAUAGCGCAUAGGUUGGGCUUGAGGGAGCUAUAUGAUCUAUGCGUAGACGCCGGCGUCCGCGCAGAAAUGCUGCUGAGUCGUUUGGAGCAAUACCAGUCUCUAGGAGACGACGAUUCGGACGAUGACGAUGACGAGGAAGAGAUUGAGGUCGGGCAAGUUGAAGAGAGCGUAGAAACACUGGAUUUGAACCAAGGAGACAAAAAUGGCGACGAGUCGACGGAAAACCCAAACUAUCUUGCGUCGAAGCUCACAUUCGAUCGCGACCGAUUACUGGAUGGCUCGGGGAACGGUGUCAUGAUGGAGUGGGAGACAACUUUGAUGCGCAAAUCGGCAGAACUCCUGGCGCCCCAAGAAGGUCUACGCAUACUCAACGUGGGCCAUGGAAUGGGCAUCGUCGAUGGGAUUUUCCAGGAGAAAAAACCAAAAGCUCACCAUAUCAUCGAGGCGCAUCCAGAUGUGGUCAAACGUAUGAAGGAACAGGGCUGGCAUGAGAAGCCAGGAGUUGUAAUUCACGAGGGCCGAUGGCAGGAUAUUGUCCCAGGACUCGUUGAAAAGGGCGACAUGUUCGAUGCCAUCUACUUUGACACUUUUGCCGAGGAGUACAGCGCCCUCCGUGAAUUCUUCAGUGAAUCCGUUAUCGGACUGCUCGACCCCUCUGGCGGCGCAGAUGGCGAGGGCGGUAAAUUCGGUUUCUUCAACGGCAUGGGCGCAGAUCGGCAAGUUGUAUACGAUGUGUACAACAAGAUUGUUGAGUUUGACCUCUUCGAGGCUGGCUUCGAUACGGAAUGGGAGACGAUUCCUGUGCCGGAUCUGGAUGAAAAGGGUGAAUGGGAGGGUGUCAGGAGAAAGUACUGGGUAUUGAAAGAUUACAAGCUCCCGACUUGCAGCUUCAUUGGCUGAUGGAAAUCCCACAUGAAAUGACACGAAAGAGCUAUGUGCUAAAACAAAAC
Molecule: messenger RNA, 1292 nt
Organism: Exserohilum turcica Et28A
Lineage: Eukaryota; Fungi; Ascomycota; Dothideomycetes; Pleosporales; Pleosporaceae
Exons: 1
Coding region: 1-1242 (413 amino acids)
Biological process (GO): peptidyl-arginine methylation
Cellular component (GO): cytoplasm; nucleus
Molecular function (GO): protein arginine N5-methyltransferase activity
Source: RefSeq, a predicted model, not a curated record